GGCUUACAGGCAAUUGACUCAGAUGUUGAGUCCAAUCCUCUACUUAGUGGAAAUAGUCCCUGUGCAAUCGAGUUUCCUACUACCAGUAAAGAUGACAGUGGUUCCUCGGCAGCUCUUGAAAAGGAAACUGCUGUUGUCAAUCAACCUGAAAUGACAGUCGCUAGAAGAAGACUGUCCCCUGGUUCAUGGCAGGGGCAGAUGAAAAUAUCACUUUUCAAGAAAGCCAGAGCCGUGUUUUAUGUGAUGGGAAAUAUUGAUUUUGAAUGGGCAUCAUCGUGGUCCUUAGAUGCAGCUGGUUUCCUAGCAACCAGCAUCCGUUGCUAUGAGUUUUCUGUAGAGUUGCUAUGUGAUGAUAAGGAGAAUGCAGACUGUAUUAUCAACAUAACAAGGAGACUGGCAAAUUCAAGAAAUGAACUUGGUAAAUUGUACAUGAAACAAGCUGCUAUAAUUUACUACCAGGCAGCAUUGUCUUGCAUUGGUGAGAAACCGUCUCACAUCAGAGAGUCAGUAUGUUGGGAGUUGUCGUCAACCUACUUCACCAUAGCAACGCUGUUACAAGACAAUGCACCAUUGGCCGUUAUGGCGCAAGAACAGGUUGAGAGAGAUAUUAAUGACCUGAUGAUGAAAGCUUUAAAAUACUGUGAUGUAAACCAGUCUUCACCACAGUAUCCUAUAGUACGUUACAGAGCAGCUACAAUCCACCAUAGAUUGGCAUCAAUGCAUCACAACUCAUACAGAAAUCAGGUUAAUGAACAGAAAAGAAAACAAGGAAAAUCAUUGACUGAAUUGCAUUAUGGGAAAGCCAUAAAGCUAUUCCAAGAAUUGGACCGUCCCUCUGAAUUACUGAGAGUGCUAUUAGAAAGAGUUGCCAUGUCAGAACAUCAGUUUAAUA
This is a messenger RNA of Saccoglossus kowalevskii, 892 nucleotides long. RefSeq names its product erythroid differentiation-related factor 1-like. The record is from RefSeq and is a predicted model, not a curated record. Gene Ontology annotation, biological process: positive regulation of DNA-templated transcription. NCBI's taxonomy places the organism in Eukaryota, Metazoa, Hemichordata, Enteropneusta, Harrimaniidae.